Pungitius pungitius (ninespine stickleback) is the source of this 1396-nucleotide messenger RNA. RefSeq names its product leucine-rich alpha-2-glycoprotein-like. Gene Ontology annotation, molecular function: protein binding. The transcript has 2 exons. The record is from RefSeq and is a predicted model, not a curated record. Bases 253 to 1245 code for a protein of 330 amino acids. Lineage: Eukaryota; Metazoa; Chordata; Actinopteri; Perciformes; Gasterosteidae.
CUAUUUUGGAAUCGGCAGUUUCUAGAAGAACUGUAACACUAUUAUAAGAUUUUUAGGAUUUGAGUUUGUGUGCAGUCUGUUCCAACUGCCUGUCCUUGGCGGAUGACAGUGUAGUCAGAAGGUCCUUGUUUACUCAAUAACUAAUGAUUAGAAUCAGGGAUUCUGCUCCCCAAACGACUCAUUUGCAAGUGACCACUGUUGAAUCUGACGAGAGGACAAGUCUGCCUGCUACACCUCCGACAAGAAAAUAUAAUGACGUCCUGGUGCGUCCUCGCUUUUCUCUUCCUGGCACAUCUGUGCCGUGGCGCUCUGUCCUGCCCGCCACUCUGCAGGUGCUACCAGAGGAGAGCCGAGGUGGUCUGUAAUCAGGUCCCUCUGACAGAGUACCCCUCGGAGGGUCUCUCGCCUCACACCACCCUGCUGACCAUCCAGUCCACCAACAUCACCUCCAUCUCCGAGGAGCAGCUGAACGCCACUCCCCUGCUGCAGGGGCUCCACCUGUACGACAACCACCUGCACAGCCUUUCCGCUCAUCUCCUCCGAGGUGUCCCUCACCUCAGCACUCUGGAUCUCACAGGGAACCGACUGUCUGACCUGCCCGCGCAUGUUUUCGACCACGCGCCGCUCCGCAGCCUGGUGCUGAAGGAUAACGCCUUUGAAGCAGCCGAUGCCGAGUGGCUACCCGAAAACAGCAGCAUCACCUGGUUGGACGCAUCCGGGAACCGCUUGACGGAGGUGCCGACGGCGCUGCUGCAGAAGCUGCCCCACCUGGAGAACCUGGAGCUCGCCGAUAACCGUCUGGAGCUGCUCUCUGCAAAUUCCCUGGGCAAUCUGACCAAACUGGAGAGGUUGAACCUGCGUGACAACAAGCUACGCGACCUGGAUGCGUCUGUUCUUCAGGGCAGCCGUAACCUCACCUACCUGUUCCUCUCUCGGAAUGACCUCGGCUCACUCCCCCAAAAUCUUUUUCAGGAGCUCACUGAGCUCAAGGUCCUGAGUCUGGAUGAAAACCAGCUGAGCCACAUCCCGGCGGGUUUGCUUGAUCCUCUGAGCUCCCUGGACGAGGACGGGCUGGACCUGACCUCCAACCCCUGGCUGUGUAAUAGGAAGGCGAAGUACCUCUGGAGGUGGCUCCAGAAGAACAAGAACAAGGUCUUCCUGCCAGAGACCGUCCUGUGUGCCGGACCCCCGUCUCUGGUGGGGCGCUCACUGAUGUCACUAGGAGAAAGCGACCUUCAGUCUUAAUGUCUUCCAUCCUCAUACUGGAUAACUGACAUGGUGAUAUACCCUGUUCAGCGUGUGUCUAUCGUACUUGAUAAUCACUAAAUUCUCUUUUGUUAAUGUAAUGUGAAUGUAUGAAUAAAAAUGUGUAUGAGUAAAGACAGUAUACAAUAAU